This is a messenger RNA of Hydra vulgaris (swiftwater hydra), 912 nucleotides long. RefSeq lists its product as uncharacterized. The record is from RefSeq and is a predicted model, not a curated record. Lineage: Eukaryota; Metazoa; Cnidaria; Hydrozoa; Anthoathecata; Hydridae.
AUGCCUCGUGCUAGACCAAGCGCACAAACAUUUAUAGUUGAACCUAAUGAAAUCUUAGAACCUGAAGUCAUUUUACUGGAGAACAGGACUUUUUUUGAAAUAGCCAGUGUUGGCGGAGAACCGAUGUCCGUUUUUAAAUGGCUAGCAAAGCGUAGACUCUUAAAAAAUAGUGUAUAUUGUAUGCAAUGCGGAAUUUCUUUUGGAUUAAAUGCAUACAAGAAUGCAACUGAUGCUUACCGCUGGUUUUGCAAAAACUGCAAAAAGCGACAGAGUGUUUGUGAUGGGUCGUUCUUUAGUAAGAGUAGACUACCACUUAGACAACUUCUGCUCUAUAUCUACAGCUGGAGGCAAAAUGCACCACAACAAGAUAUACAACAUGAAACAGAAAUUCACAGAUCUGCAACAUUAGCUGACUGGGGUAAUUUCUGCCGAGAUGUCUGCAAAGUUGACAUCAAAGGAAAUCCUCAAAUUAUAGGCGGAAUUAAAAUCGAUAGAACACCUAUUAUUGUUGAAAUCGACAAAUCCAAAUUUUUCCAUCUCGAGGUACCAGAUCGUACAUCUAGGACUCUUAAAGGGUUCAUCAUACAACAUAUUCUUCCUGGAUCACACAUUGUUUUAGAUGGUUGGGUGUCAUAUGCCGGUAUUGAGAAUAUUGGCGAAGGAAUAUAUUCUCAUGAAGUUAUAACACAUGAGCGACAUUUUGUCGAUCCUCAAAACAAUGAUAUCCACACUCAAAAUGUGGAAAACAUGUGGAUGAGGUUGGAACGUAAAAUAAGACAACAAUUCGGCACCUCCGAGACUCUUUUUGAAUCUCGUCUCCAUGAGUUUGUUUGGCGCCAAAGAUACAAAAACAACUCAAAGUUUUCAGCCUUUACUUAUUGUGUAAACCGACAGUAUCUUCGUGAAAUAUAG